ACACGUCGUAUCGCGAGAUUCCGUCGUUUCUGUCUGUGUUUGUGCGAAGUGGUCUGCUAAUGAUGGCAGCGGUGAGUGUUAGCUAGCUAGUUGGCUAUAAUUUGAGAUGGACUGAGGUAUGUGGAGCAAUACUUACUGCAGACAGUAGGUUCCAGCGUUGCCCCCCCAAUCCCUGCCAGGAUGUUCCCAGGCCUGGCCCAAAGACCGUGGCAUGUGUUCUGUAGGGUUUACCUGAGACAGAGAGCCUCCUUGUCACAAAGAGCUCCAAGAGUGGGACGACCAUGUCAAGGGUGGCAGAAUGCGGGUGGAGUGCACAGCCUCUGGUUCAGUCUCCAUGACAGCCACGUGGCAGCUCUCGCGGUGGGUCAGAACCAGUACUACUCCACCACCAGCGGCAGCAAAGACGGGUCCUCGUCUGGGCCCGAUAAACCCGACACGCCUGAGAAGGCCCCGGAAACUGCUCCUCAGCCCGAUGUGCCCGCUGGAGAUACAACUGCACAAGAUCUCGCAAUCCCUGGCCCAGCUAAGGCUAUCCAAGUGAAAGUGAGGGCGGUACUGAAGAAGAGGGAGUACGGUGCGAAGUACACCCAGAAUAACUUCAUCACUGCGGUUAGAGCCAUGAACGAGUUCUGUCUCAAACCCAGCGACCUGGAGCAGCUGCGGAAGAUCCGCCGACGCAGUCCCCACGACGACACCGAAGCGUUCACCGUCUUCCUGCGCUCUGACGUGGAGUCAAAGGCUCUGGAAGUGUGGGGUAGCCAAGAGGCACUCGCCCGGGAGAGGAACCUGAGGAGCGAGGUUGAGAGGGAGUAUAAAGAAAAUUUAUUUCGGAAUCAACAACUUUUGAAGGAAUAUAAAGAUUUCUGGGGCAACACAAAGCCUCGAUCGGGUAAGCGGACCACAUUUUUACAAGGCCCGGGGAAGGUGGUGAUGGUCGCCAUUUGCAUAAACGGGCUGAAUUUCUUCUUCAAGCUCUUGGCUUGGGUAUACACUGGAUCAGCCAGUAUGUUCUCCGAGGCCAUCCACUCACUAGCCGACACCUGCAACCAAGCCCUGUUGGCUUUGGGCAUUAGCCAGUCAGUAAGGAACCCGGACGCGGUGCACCCGUACGGCUUUACCAACAUGCGCUACAUCGCCUCCCUCAUCAGCGGGGUGGGCAUCUUCAUGAUGGGGGCGGGGCUGUCCUGGUACCACGGCAUCAUCGGCCUCCUGCACCCGCAGCCAAUCGAGUCCCUGCUCUGGGCUUACUGCAUUCUGGCUGGCUCCCUGGUCUCAGAGGGAGCUACGCUGCUGGUGGCGUUCAAUGAGAUUAAAAAGAGUGCUCAACUCCAAGGGUUGUCUUUCUAUGACUACGUGAUGCAGUCUCGAGACCCGAGCACUAAUGUGGUCCUGCUGGAGGAUGCAGCUGCUGUGCUGGGAGUUAUCCUGGCUGCCAGCUGCAUGGGCCUCACCUCUCUCACUGGUAACCCGUACUACGACUGCCUGGGCUCCCUGGGCGUGGGCACGCUGCUGGGCGCCGUCUCGGCCUUCCUCAUCUACACCAACACCGAGGCGCUGCUGGGCCGCUCCAUCCAGGCCGAGCACCUGCAGAAGCUCACCGAGUUCCUGGAGAACGACCCCGCCGUCAGGGCGAUCCACGAUGUGAAAGCCACAGACAUGGGCUUGAACAAAGUGCGUUUCAAGGCGGAGGUGGACUUCGACGGGAGGGUGGUGACGCGGGCCUACCUGGAGAAGCAGGACAUCGAUCAGAUACUCAGCGAAAUCCAGCAGGUGAAGACUGCAGAGGAGCUGGAGAACUUCAUGCUUAAGCACGGGGAGAACAUCAUCGACAUGCUCGGGGCUGAGGUUGACCGGCUGGAGAAGGAACUUAAGCAACGCAAUCCGGAGGUGCGGCAUGUUGACCUGGAGAUCCUGUAGAGCCGGGGGGGGGGCCGUGUCUGGAACCCCCCCCAACCAGGAAGAGGCAGAGCCGAGGGCAGAAUACUCCUGGAUCUUCACCACCCUUUCCCAAACAGCUCAUCUUAAGUCUUACUACAUAGAAGUUCACAUCAACAUGUUGAACCUUCAUUCCCCUCCCCCUCGCUCCCUGCCCCGCCAAUGUGUGACCUUUGCCCCGGGGCGCAUUUUUGGUGACCCGACCACACCUUGACCGCAGCUGUUCAGGUUCCGACCAGAAAGUAUCCGGCAAAUGCAGCAGUUUUUAUUUUUCACUAUGGUUACGAAUCAUGUGAACUGAACUCUCGACCAAAUCACGCAAGUUUCGCCGCCUUGGUGACAAGGCCGGUGAUUGUCCAUCUGUAAGCUUUAAGAGCGACAUCCCCCAGCCCGCGCAGACACAUCUGCAGCUGGUCCCUUAAAUCGAGCAACCGCGGUCGGUCGCUGUGGUCGGAGCAGUAAAAAUGCGUUCCUUUCUCUGAUCACUCCCAGUGACUCACCUCUGGCAUUCCCGCCUCAUGCAGUGCAAGUACACGUAGAGCAAUCGACAAUGAAGUGUUUGGGCAACUUGUAAAGAUUGCCAUUGUUGCUUUUUGAAAGCAUUUGUCUGGUGGAUUGUGAAAUGGAUGGCAUGCUUUUUGCCCACAUUGUGACUUGUACAAAAAGAAAAUCAUUGUAGGUUACCAAAAUGCAUAAACAUAUGACCAUAUUAAUAUAGUUAUUUGUAAGGACAGCAGAACAAGAGAAAUUGUGUCUAGCGUGUUUCAGCAAUGGAAGGAAAUUGUAUUUCAGAGUCGGUCAAUUAAAGAAUUUAUAAUAUAGAUUUAGCAAAGUGAAUUGACUGAACCUGUAUUGCUCUUGAAGAAAAUUAGGCACUGCUGUAAUGUUGAAUGUAUCCGAGUAAACAGAUACACUUAGUUUGUUUAAAUUUUUUCCCCCAAAAAAGAAAGUUUUCCAAAAUUCCAAGUCUAUUCCCAUACCAUAGCUGAAAUGCAUAUUUUAAAAGUGCAGUUGUUGUACCAUAGUCAUAAUUCCAAAGACUUGACGUCAUUGUGUUAUUAUUUGCCUUUCCGUGGUGGCAUAAUUGAAUUAGAACAGUAGGACAGACCCAUGCAAACACAUGAAGCAUCUUCUCAAUGUAAAUAUAAUUUUCCCCUCGACUUUUCCAGUCGGAAGUUAUUUUGCCAUUGAACGGUAGGCCGUUGGCGUUUGCUGCAUUUCAUUUGCGUACCUCGUCACCCCCCAGGGUACUGCUUGACGCUCCGAACGGUGCCGCGAAAAGUGGUCGUCUUGCGACCGCUAGGCUUGUGCUAAUUGCUAACAGGUGAAAAGACGGUACGCUGUCAUCCAAACCUGAAGGAUCGAGCUGCCCUGUGAGCGAAGCCGAUGUCACUCAGCUCAGCACCUCAGCGGCUGUCUGUGAUACUCAUUUUAAGCACACUAAAUUAGACGCGUGGCCUGUCGUGUUCCCAUGUGAUCAAGUCAUACCUGUUAAAAUACAGAACUCCAAAUAUAAUAUUUCAAAUUUGUGAAAACUGUACUGAAUAUAUUGUAAAGUGAAACUUAUUUCAAUGUGUGUAAUUUUGUGUAUACAUUGUAGAAUAUAUUGUAAAAUGGCCUACUAUAAAAUAUAUUCUAGAAUCUAUGCAUGAAAUUGUAUAUGUGGAAAUAUCUGCUUAUGCGUUUGUGUUGACACGCAAAUGCAGUUGUAAAAAUACCUGGUUUUUGUUGUGUUGGUAAUUGAUGACCAUUACAGUCUGCAGAUUCAUACUGACUUGAUGUUCUUUGCACAUACAGACUUAAAAGAAAAGACCUUCAAUUUUCAUGAAAACUACCUCUUAUAUUCUUAAUUUAUUUGCGAGCUCUGACAAGAAAAGGUUUAUUCUGAUGGUUUUCUAUGAGGUUGAAGAAGCACCUUUUUUGACUGCUUAUGCAAUGAACAUUGAGUGAGAACUCAGGUUGGUACGCCCUAUUGUUGUUUUGUUUUUGUAGAAGUUUUAUUUCUUGCUGAGAAUCACACCAUGUAAUUAUGUAUGUGUAAAUGUGUGUAUAUAUAGACAAACACACAGAUAUGUACACUUAAAUGAGGCGGUAUUUAUAGCAAGAAAUAAUUCAGUUUACCAAAAAAGGCAUUCUAUAACACAUUUCACAUUUAGCCUUUGGGGUACCUCCAUUUCAUAAGAUUUGUUUUGUGAUCAUGUACAAAAUCUGGACUGCUAUUUUUUCAAGCUUCUGAUCCUCGACAGCAGAUUAAACUACUAAAUUGUUAAAAUGAUUACACGUCUGCAUGGCUGCCUUUACCCACUGCUUUUUCUGUAUAAAACUCAAGUUGAAUAUUUAUAGGCAAAAUCCCGUGGUGCAUCAAACUGCUGUGAAAAAUGGGUCGUUUUCUUCGGCUUAAUUCCACGUCACAGCAACUCUGUCUGUGAGGCCAAGCUGGAAGUGGAAACCGUUUGGGGCAGUCAUCUGCAAGAUCAGACCCCUGCAUUGGACUCUUUGGCAGAACUGUGGUUCUGUGUGUUCUGAAGGUAGGGGUAGGGGUGUUGGGGGGAUGAGUAUAUAAAUAUAUUUUUAAGAGAGGAUCAUUGAUCACGUUAUGUAUGAUUGCUCUUUUGCUUGGAUCGAUGGAACGUGCUGAAUGAGGUGUCUGAAUAAAUUGGGAUUAAUUUAUUAAACCUUUCCCUCCCCUU
Messenger RNA from Anguilla anguilla (European eel), 4625 nucleotides. It is a transcript of the gene slc30a9, whose product is annotated as solute carrier family 30 member 9. Gene Ontology annotation, cellular component: nucleus; membrane. Gene Ontology annotation, biological process: zinc ion transport; positive regulation of transcription by RNA polymerase II; transmembrane transport. The coding region runs from base 181 to 1917 and encodes 578 amino acids. The transcript has 20 exons. Gene Ontology annotation, molecular function: monoatomic cation transmembrane transporter activity. Lineage: Eukaryota; Metazoa; Chordata; Actinopteri; Anguilliformes; Anguillidae. The record is from RefSeq and is a predicted model, not a curated record.